Messenger RNA from Pollicipes pollicipes, 351 nucleotides. RefSeq names its product serine/threonine-protein phosphatase with EF-hands 2. The record is from RefSeq and is a predicted model, not a curated record. Lineage: Eukaryota; Metazoa; Arthropoda; Thecostraca; Pollicipedomorpha; Pollicipedidae. Gene Ontology annotation, molecular function: protein binding.
ACAGCUCAGCCGCCAUGGGCUGCGGCCUCUGCCGGAUGGAGCGCUGCCGGGGCGUGGACGGCGCGCAGCUGAAGCUCCGGCGCCUGGUCCUCUGCUACGACGAGCCGGACGCUAGCCCCGAGGCGCAGAAAAUCGAGAUUGGUUUGCGCUCGGCGGUGCUGAUUCAGCGCUGGUACCGGCGCUACCUGGCGCGCAUGGAGCUGCAGCAGCGCUACACCUGGUCCAUCUUCCAGUCGAUCGAGUACGCCGGCGAGCUAGAUCAGAUGAAGUUGUACAACUUCUUUAACGCCCUAUUGGAGCAUCUGGAAGACGUCAAAGAGCCGAAGCCGGUGCUUCAGGAAAUCCAUACUG